This is a messenger RNA of Cordyceps fumosorosea ARSEF 2679, 1347 nucleotides long. RefSeq lists its product as hypothetical. Lineage: Eukaryota; Fungi; Ascomycota; Sordariomycetes; Hypocreales; Cordycipitaceae. The transcript has a single exon. Bases 1 to 1347 code for a protein of 448 amino acids. The record is from RefSeq and is a predicted model, not a curated record.
AUGGCCGACUCAAAGACUGCUGAAGCCGACCGUGCUGAUGUCGGCCAAGGAGCGAACGCUCAGGGCAGAGGCCGCCCGACUUCAACGGCCUCAGACGCCACGGUGACGAGAAGGGUGCGGGCUGAUGGCAACACUCAGCAACCAGCCCGAUCCCGUCGGGCACGCCAGAACCAACAGCCUGCCCAGCAGCAGGGUCCCGCCCAGGGGGGGCAGGCAUUUCAGGUUCAGCAGCCGAAUAGGAACCAGCAAGCCUCCCAGCCUCACCAUGGACUACAGAACCAACAACGUGCCCAGCAGCAGGGUCCCGCCCAGGGCCAGCAGGCAUUUCAACUUCAACAGCCGAAUAGGAUGCCACAAGCCUCUCAGCCUCACCAGGUACCGCACGACCAGCUAUUCGAGCUUGACUUCUACCUCCCUCAAGGCCAGUGGGCUGCACAACCUCGGCCGCCGACUAGCAAUCCGCCGCCCGUUGCGGCAGCGCAGAACCAGUUUGCCCUAAACCUUACCCUCAGUCCGGGCCAGUGGGAAAUGCAAGCUCAGCAGCCUGAUCAGCAUGCGAAUGGCUUCUUCCAUCACCAUCCGUCUCAAACCUCGCAGAGCCAACAGCCCGAUCACCCGGCUCAACACCAGCUGGCUCCACAACCUCAGCAGCAGCCCGCUCAAUAUGCGCGCCUCGCUCAGUACCAUCAAGAAAUGCAACUGCGGAGGCAGGCAAUGCGACAGCGGGAGAUGGCAUAUCAGCAAACCGCUCAGCAGCAAGCCGCUCAACAGCAAGCCGCUCAACAGCAAGCCGCUCAACAGCAAGCCGAGGAGGCAGCUCGCAUUGCUGCCCUUGUUGAAGCUUAUUUUCCCACUACAGAUCAACAUGCACCGCAGAUCGAAUUCUCUGCUCAGCUUCAGGCUUCUGCUGGACUCUCGCAGGCCGCGCAGGGCCAACAGCCUCCUCAGUUUCAGGGCUCUACCGGACUCUCGCAGCCGCCCUCAGGCCAGGCACCGGUGGGCCAGGACCUCGCUGCGUUUGACGAUCCCUUUGAGUCGCGGCACGCCGCCCAGCCUCACGCACAUCCGCAAAACGGGCCGCGCGGGCAGCAGCUCCCCGCCACCGGCCCGGCUCGCCUGCAAGCACCCGUACGGCCGGGGCUGAUGCGGCCGCUCUCGUUUGAGGUGUUCAACGCAGCCCUCGAAGUCUACAGGCGUCAAUCUCCGCCGCCCCCGGCGUUCGCCAACGGCGAGUUGAGAGUCAGGUCCCCGGAGGGACGGAGGUACAUUACGAAUCUGCAAGAGGAGAACCGUCAGCUGAGGCAUGCGCUAGCCCGAAUACUGCAAGAUUGUGCCCGGUUGUCCUAA